AUGGUAUGGUUCCGUAAGAUUGGAUUUUUGAAGCAACGUAUUUUAGAUUUAUUACAUUUAUUUCAGAGAAUGGUUAUAUUAGACGAAAUAUUUAAGUUUCUAAGCUGUUCUUUAGACGCAUCUUAUCCAAUUUUUAUUUCACUUUCCAACUUUAAGAAUAGUAAUGCUUGUGCUAUAUCAGAUCUAAACGCUACCGCAACUUAG
Funneliformis geosporum is the source of this 204-nucleotide messenger RNA. Lineage: Eukaryota; Fungi; Glomeromycota; Glomeromycetes; Glomerales; Glomeraceae. The record is from the annotation of a GenBank genome assembly.